GUACCGUUCGUGUCCUUUGUGACAUUUGCAAUUUGUACGUUGUUCCACCUGUCUACGUAUCAAGAACAAUACGGAAAGACCUGGAACCUGGUGUGAAUGUUUUUCAAUAUUUUUGCAUAAUACUUUUUCGAUGCGAUGUAUUUUUGGUGAAAGCGCACCGAAAAAAAUUUCACCUCCGACUUCCCGCUUGUGAAAAACGUUUUUUUUUUUUUAAUUAAUUAAUAUUCAACAUGACGGAGGACAUGUUAAGCGCGGACAUCUGCAGGGUUUGCAGAUCGGAGGGCCUUGCGGAUCGACCCCUGUUUCAUCCGUGCAUCUGCACGGGCAGCAUCAAGUGGAUACAUCAGGAAUGUCUGGUCCAGUGGAUGCGCUACUCGCGCAAGGAAUAUUGCGAACUGUGCGGCUACAGAUUUUCGUUCACACCUAUAUACAGUCCGGACAUGCCGCGUCGUUUACCUCUCAGAGAUGUUGUAGGCGGUCUGUUCUCCAGCAUUGUCACCGCUGUUAAAUAUUGGUUACAUUAUACACUGGUGGCGGUCGCGUGGCUAGGAAUUGUACCUUUAACCGCACGUCGUACGUACAGGGCUCUUUUUAGCGGUCCUAUCGAUUUAGUUCGCAUAAUGUCUUUGCCAAUGGAUAUGCUCUCCACUGAAAAUAUUUCGUCUGAUAUAUUUCAUGGCUGUUUUGUAGUUACUUGCACCUUGUUUGCAUUUAUUGGUUUGGUAUGGCUGCGAGAGCAGAUUUUACACGCGGGUGGUCCCGACUGGCUCGAGAGAGAUAAUGUACAGUUACCGCCAGUUGACAAUCCGCCACAAGCAAACGCACAACAACAGCAGCAACCUCAAGAACAACAUGCUGUACAGCAAGAAGUUCAGAAUAACAACAAUGUUCCUCCUUUUAUUGAUCCGCCUAUUCUGCAAGAAGGAGAGUUACAUAAUGAAGAUCAACGUCCUAUAUAUCGAGAAGAUAACAACUUGGCCAAUCCACGAAUUGGCGAACCAGAGGAACUGGUGAGAGACAUACCAGUUCCUCCACCACUUCCAAUCAGAGACGAUCUUGAUGCGGAUGGUGUGCAAGCAAAUGCUGGCGAACGUUGGGCAAGAGGACGAGCGGUAGGUGUGCAAGCCCAUAUAGUCGGGCCGGCGCAAGGUGAAGCGGAGGAAGCCAAUUGGAAUCCUAUGGAAUGGGACAGACCUGCCGAAGAACUCACUUGGGAACGUCUCUUAGGUUUAGAUGGAUCUCUUGUCUUUCUUGAACAUGUCUUCUGGGUUGUAUCCCUAAAUACUUUAUUUAUCAUGGUAUUCGCUUUCUGUCCAUAUCACAUCGGUCAUUCUACAAUAGCGGGAUUAGGCUUGCAAGAACACGCGGCAGCGUCGCACUUCGAAGGCCUAGUGACCACGCUGUGUGGUUACUGCGCUAUUGGAUUUUGUUUCGUGAUUCUUCACACUCUCGCCGCGCUGUUCGGCUUACAGCGUUCUCAGAGAAUCCUGGGACUUUGUUACGUGAUCGUCAAGGUUUCCCUGCUCUCCGUUGUGGAAAUCGGUGUACUUCCAUUGAUUUGCGGCUGGUGGCUGGACAUUUGCUCGUUGGCGAUGUUCGACGCCACGCUCAAAGAUAGAGAAGCUUCGUUCAGACACGCACCUGGCACGUCUAUGUUUAUUCACUGGCUGGUCGGGAUGGUCUAUAUAUAUUAUUUUGCGUCGUUCAUACUUCUCCUGCGUGAGGUUCUACGUCCUGGAGUUCUCUGGUUUUUGAGAAAUCUCAACGAUCCCGAUUUCUCUCCCAUACAAGAAAUGAUUCAUCUUCCUAUACUGAGACAUGUGCGACGAUUAGUCGCGUCUGCGAUUAUAUUCGGCACCGCGAUUUUACUGAUGCUUUGGCUACCGGUGAAGAUUCUGAAAUGGGCUUGGCCAGGAUUUUUGCCCUACACUGUGACUGUACAAAGUGAAGCUCAGGUCAGCGAACUCUCGUUGGAACUGCUUCUGUUGCAUGUAAUCCUUCCCGCGUUACUGGAGCAAUCACAUACACGCACAUGGUUGAAAGCACUCGUGAGAGCAUGGUGUCGCGUAGUGGCGUGGAUGUUGGAUCUGCAGUCAUAUCUCGUGCAAGAUCAGGCGGACGAUCCUGGACCGGCAGUUGUCGACGAACCGCCACAUCCGGAUUUAGGUGCCGCGCAUCAGGCACUUCUCGAUAGGCAAGGACCCACGGGAUUUCAACCUUACAUCAGACCGCGGUGGUUUAUCGCUAGACUGAUCGGUCUGUUGUUUUGUGUCUGCGUGUCUCUUGUUGUCGCCAGUCUAAUAGCUAUGACGCUGCCCGUGUGGCUCGGACGUAAAGUAAUGGCGUUAUGGAUGGUUGGUGCGCCCGCCCCAUCGCCGCCCGUGUUGCCGCCCACGUUAACUGGAUCCGAAGGUGGUGAGACUAUGAUGGAUUCUCUUUCCGGACGAGUGCAUGAAGUGUACACGGUAGCGUGCGGAACGUACGUAUGUUGGGCCGCGGCACGAGGUUUGGCGCUGGCAUUCUCCUGGUUACCUCGCGGUCGAAGAGCCAUCAUAGAUCGGAUCAAACACUGGACGAUUCUCGGCAUGAAAGCUUCCGUGGCAUUCGUUUUACUUAUAGGAGUUAUACCGCUUCUGUUUGGUCUUCUUCUUGAGUUGGUGGUGGUAGUUCCGUUGCGCGUCCCACUUGAGCAAAAUCCUAUUUUAUUCAUCUGGCAAGAUUGGGCUUUAGGAGUAUUGUACACGAAGAUAGCCACUGCUGUGACCAUGAUGGGACCCGAGUGGCGGCUGCGUCUUGCCAUCGAACGCGUAUACAAUGGCGGAAUAAGGGAAAUGGAUUUGAAAUUUGUUAUUAAGGAAGUGGCGGGUCCCGUUAUAUGUUCCUUUGGUCUUGCUCUCGCGGUCCCUUACGCCAUCGCUUACGGGAUAGUUCCGCUUCUCGUAACGAAUCUGCAGACACAGAUUCUCAUCGCCAGACGUCUGUAUCCUUUUCUUCUUUUGGUGAAUCUGUGCGUUGUACUCGUCUACUUUCAGAUACGCCAAUUCAGGAGAUUAUACGAGCACAUUAAGAACGACAAAUAUCUCGUUGGACAAAGGCUCGUGAAUUACGAACAUCGCAGCAAAUCGCAGCAGUCGCAGAGAUCAAGCUAACGGCGUCAUUAGACGUGAAUAUCACGAAUGGAGAAGACGAAUUAAGAUUAGCUUCGUGUACAUUCUUUAACAACUAUGAUGAUUGAUAAUUUAUAUUUUAGUCUUGCUCUUAUUUUUAAUAUUAUAAUUUAUUGAUGUAAAAGCGAUACCUCGAAUAAAUCGAAGAGACUGUUA
Messenger RNA from Pseudomyrmex gracilis, 3323 nucleotides. It is a transcript of the gene MARCH6, whose product is annotated as E3 ubiquitin-protein ligase MARCH6. The record is from RefSeq and is a predicted model, not a curated record. The coding region runs from base 231 to 3149 and encodes 972 amino acids. Gene Ontology annotation, cellular component: endoplasmic reticulum membrane. NCBI's taxonomy places the organism in Eukaryota, Metazoa, Arthropoda, Insecta, Hymenoptera, Formicidae. Gene Ontology annotation, molecular function: zinc ion binding. The transcript is spliced from 7 exons.